AUGGGUGGAGAUGUGAUGGCUAGCGAUAUACAUCUCUUGGAGAGUAUGCCAUUCGGACAGACCUCGAGGUUUGCCAAAGGGGUCAGCUUUCAAGCCUUAACUGAUAUACCAGACGAGUGUUGUCUUCAGAAUAGAGUGAAUAUUAUCCAAAGAAAUCCAAUGAUUAUAAACACCGGGACCUCAACUGUUAUCAGCAAAUCCUCGUCCAGUGAUAGUGACACCAAUGAUAGCCACACUAGACUUCUGGAAGACUCGCUGCAGGACUUCCGAAGUGUUCAGUAUCUGCUGUUGACACCGACGGCCACUCACACCACCACAUGUCUGAGUGAGGAUCCAUCCAAUACUUCCGAUGCUUUGUGGACACAAAUGCAGAAUUCAUUGUCAAAAGAGAUUAGAAGCAGAUAUUUGACAAAAAGACGUUUUGGAUCAAACAUCAGACGUGAUUAUACUUUGGUUGGAUUGCAGUGCUAUUCGUCUGCCUUUAAGACUGUGUUUAGUGUCACGUUAUGUGUACUCUUGUGUUGUAUUGUUCUUCUAAUGACAGUAUUAUAUGUUUGGCAUAACAACCACUUCAGUGCUCACAAUACGAUGGCAGACAUACCCGACCAGAACUGGUGGCGCGGAUCCGCUUUCUAUGAAAUCUUUGUUCCUUCGUUUAAAGACUCGGACGGAGACGGGUUCGGAGAUUUCAAUGGAUUACGAGAAAAGAUCCCUUACUUGAAAGAGUUGGCAAUUAAUGCCAUAAGACUUAACUCUAUAUUCUCUGCAUUGGAUUAUCCGCACAGAUAUGAUAAUAUUCUGGACUUUUUCAGUGUUGACCCACACUUAGGAAAACUCAAUGAUUUUAUUGAAUUGGUAAAAGCACUGCACGAAUCAAAAAUCUAUAUUAUUCUGGAUAUAAACCUGGUCUCCACAUCAGAUCAACAUCCAUGGGCUGCUCAUUGGCUUCUCAAUAGGUCGGGAGAGUAUCAAUAUUUUUAUGUUAACGUCAGCGGAGAUCAGAAUAACGACGAGGACUGGACGUCUAGCAGUGCGACAGAUAGACUCCAAACAGAUUUUCUGCACAGAGAUUCACAUUUUGGUGGACGCCUUCAUCUCAAUUGGUCUCAUCCGGGAGUUCGACACCAAAUGUUUCAAGUGUUUGACUUUUGGCUCCAAUAUAUAGACGGCUUUUACUUAAAACGUUUGGAGGAUCUGUACGUCGAUUCCGAAGCCAUAGUCUAUAAUAUAUUAAGUGAAUUGCGAUUACGAGCCAACAGAGGAGUGAUGAGUGGUGGCCAUGGAGUAGGUGUUGGCGCUCACAAAGUCCUCAUCUGUUCGUCGAGUUUUGUGCAAAAGAGGCAUAAAUUGUUGUUGAAUUAUAUGAGAGAUCCAUUAGCGCCUAAUGACCCCCGAUUCAGCGCAACCCCAAACAAUGCCUCCAAACAUACAACUGAUAUAAACUCUUAUUUCGAUUUAAUUGAUUUCCAACUAAACAUCGAUACAAAUCAAACCGAGACUAUUAGAGAUCAAGUGAACGCCAUAUUUCUUAAUUCGCCGAACACUCCAUGGAUUCACUGGAGUGUCGGCGAUGUCGAGAGAUCUCGUUUGGCGACAAGGAUUGGGAGUCAGUACAGUGUAACGGUGUGUUUCCUAUUAAUAAUGUUACCAGGCACAAUUAGCUGGUUCUACGGCGAUGAGAUUGCACUCCACGACACAUACGAUCCACUCUCACAAAAGCUUAUGGGCUCUACUUAUGGGCUCUUCUUAUGGUUUGGUUUCAUAUUUAUUAAUACCGACAAUAAGUGA
Medioppia subpectinata is the source of this 1788-nucleotide messenger RNA. NCBI's taxonomy places the organism in Eukaryota, Metazoa, Arthropoda, Arachnida, Sarcoptiformes, Oppiidae. The record is from the annotation of a GenBank genome assembly.